Molecule: messenger RNA, 5461 nt
Organism: Cottoperca gobio
Lineage: Eukaryota; Metazoa; Chordata; Actinopteri; Perciformes; Bovichtidae
Gene: stard13b
Product: StAR related lipid transfer domain containing 13b
Exons: 18
Coding region: 212-4645 (1477 amino acids)
Biological process (GO): signal transduction; regulation of Rho protein signal transduction; actin cytoskeleton organization
Molecular function (GO): lipid binding; GTPase activator activity; protein binding
Source: RefSeq, a predicted model, not a curated record
UGCUCUUACACGAACAAGCCUCACUGCCACUGUUUUGCCAUGCUCUCAGUGACACUGUUUGGGCAACACAGACAACUGUUUUCCACCCAGUAGGUUAUCUGCUGUGUGGUUUGACUGAGCUUCUUGGAUAAAAAUGGCCAUUCGAUACAUCAAGCACAAAUACCUGUGGAUUUAUGUUUUGAAUUAUGAAAAACUGUAGAAUAAAGCAAUAAUGGAGAUUCCACCUGUGGUGAAUUUGGAGGGACAGCCAGCUUCAGGAAUACAAAAAUUAGCCUUUUCAACAACACAGGAGUUGACCUCAGAAAGCUGUGCUCUCUCAAACGGCUCAGCAGACCAUAGGGGGGAUGAUUGUCUCCCUGAAGCCCAGAGCUUGCUGUUGGAGCCAGAUGAGGACAUACACAAGCUGAAGAAGAGUUUUGUUUGUGUCAGUCAUAACAACAUUAAAUGUGCAGAAGGUGUUUGCUUACAGAAGCCAGUCAUUGUCAGUGAAACACCCCUGGACCAAAGUUCACUGUCCUCCGCUCAACUUCAAAAAGAAGGUAUAUUGUCCACAUUAUCAAAUGACAACUGCUCUUUGGUUCCUGUUCCUGCACAAGGCCAGUCAAACCAGGUGGUUCAGAAUGAUCCUGGUCAGACAGUUGACUGGAACUCUGGAUGUGUAAAAACAGACUUCAAGAGGUUCGAGCCAAUGUCAAAUGGCCAUUUCUUUAUGCCUCCGGUGGACCCGUGCCCCAUCCUCAAUGUGGACCUCACUCCUACCCUAACUGUCCCUGCGAAUGUUCCUGAUUCGAGCCAUAGAAUCCUGGAUCUCCUGCGCAUAGUGAAGCACAAACCCAGCUCCAUCACCUUCUCCCACGACACCUGUCCCUCCGGAGCCGCUCAUGCUUUUGUCAAUGAAAGUUCUGAGGAUGGAGAGUCUUCACUGGAGGAGGACGAUCACAAUGAUGAUGGUGAUGGGGAUGAUGGUGACGACGACGAUGUGUUCUCAGAGCUUCCUCAGAGUAGAGAGUAUCUUGUCAAGCACAGACAAAGGAGCACAGGCAAAGACAAACAGAAGAGGAGAGGCGCUGCGGGUGCCCGAGCAGAAAUCAAUCACACGGCCAGAAAGUCCGGUUAUGAAGCAGAGGGGGAAACCAACAGCAAGGAGGAGUCUCCACAGGUCAAGUCUCCCUGGUCGGAGUCAAUGAGCCAGCUGAUGAGGAAACUGGACCAACUUAAUCUAGACAUAGAGGAGGCUCUGAGUGCAAACUCCUCCCCCUCCAACACACCCUGCACCGCCCGCAAGAAACAGUGGGGUGCUGUCUCAAAGUCCACGUUACACCAAGCCCUGAACGACCAAGUUCUCCAAAGACCAGACAGAGGGGAAUGUCCGAGCCAGGGCAGGUCUUCUGCUCCUCGCAGCGCAAUGGGAACAAGAGCAACAACCAAGAAGACGAUGUUCAAUAAGAUGACCAACACAGCAGGGGCAGAAAUUGAGGCGAAAGAGGCGUGCGACUGGCUGCGUGCGGCAGGAUUUCCCCAGUAUGCUCAGCUCUUUGAAGAUUCCCAGUUCCCCAUUGACAUUACUCCUGUGAAAAGAGAUCAUGACUUUCUGGACAAAGAUCUCGUGGAACCUCUGUGCAGGCGACUCAACACCUUGAACAAGUGUGCCUCUAUGAAACUUGACGUGAACCUUCCGAAGAAGAAAAGUGAAGACUCUGAUGAAGAAGACCUGUUUGCUAUCAGUGAUAAAUGGACCUUUGAGUGGAGCAGCCGCCGCUGGUCCAGAUUACAGGACAUUGACUGUCUGCCGGGAAACCCGGAAGAGGGUCAGCCCUCCAGUGACGGCGUGCCUCUGAGAACCACCACCAGCAGCGAGAGCGUUCUGACAGACCUCAGCGAGCCGGAGAUCUCUUCACUGCACAGCGAGAGCAGCGGUGGCAGCGGCCAUAGGGGCUUCAGCACAGAAGAAUCUGAUUGCUCCAACCGCACAGGCUCCGAUUCUGCAGCAAUGCCAGACUCUACUUCUCUCACAAUGCCUCACCUCCCCAAAGAAAUUGCUCACUACGGCUCACUCCCUAAUAAGCACAGCAAGAUAAGCCGCACCCGUGCCAAAGACUUCUUGAAGCGCAUGGAGACACUGCGCUCCAGAGGAACCCUCGGAAGGGGUCGUAAGACGUUGGUCAUCAGCUCUCCGGUGCUGCAGGAGGAGGCCCAGGCACUGAAGACACUGCAGUGUGUCGAGAUCCUAAAUGGAGAUAGUGAGGCUCCAGAAAUAACGUCCAACAAAGUUCUGCCGUGUCAGUCCGGUAGUGAGGGUAGCAGCCAUUCUAGUGGCAGUGCUGUCAGCACACCCAGCCUGAAAGAACGUAAGGCUCACCGGGCUGACUACAAGCGCAGUGGCAUGUAUUUAGAGGACUUGGACAUCUUCUCAGGCACCCAAGUAAAUAAAGUCGCAGAACAAAACCGCAAGAAUGAAUUCUGCUCCUAUGAAGACCUGGUGGUCCACAUUCCCAAAGACCACAAGCCAGGAACCUUCCCCAAAGCACUGUCCAUAGAGAGCCUGUCCCCAACCAAUGGGGCCUCUAUCAAAUGGCACACAGGUAGCAUGCAUCUGGACUCCACACUGAUUUCAUGCAGGAAGGAAUCCAGGCCUGUCAGCCAGUGCUGCUCCAGAGGCAGCCGCAUCAGCGUGUACGAUAAUGUUCCCGGCUCGCAUCUAUACGCCAGUACUGGAGACCUGAUAGACCUGGAGAAAGAGGAUCUUUUCCCUCACCUGGACGACAUCUUGCUGCACGUCAAUGGUCUACAGCAGAUAGUGGACCAUUGGUCUAAGAAUGUGUUGCCUGUCGGAGAAGGGCCGGCGCAAGUGGACGGUGAGAGGGAACGUACAGUAGGUCAUCAGUCCUCCAGUCAGAUCACAUUGGACUUUGAAGGAAAUUCUGUCACAGAAAGCCAGACCACACCUAGUUACGGAGACAGAGACAGAGUAUCACUUGCCGAGACAGAAUCAACAAUCCUCAGGGAGAGGAGGGACUCCGGAGUGGGGGGUUCACUCACAAGGCCUAAUCGGUUACGAUGGCCCAGCUUUCAGAUAUCUAAUCGCAUAAGUCACUCAGUGGCGUCCCUGCAGAUCACCAACCAGUCAGCAGGCCAGCUGAGUUUGUUGCAGAAGUUUUCUCUACUGCGCCUUACUGCAAUCAUGGAGAAGUACUCCAUGUCUAACAAGCAUGGCUGGACCUGGUCCGUGCCAAAGUUUAUGAAGAGAAUGAAGGUACCAGACUAUAAGGAUAAGAAUGUGUUCGGCGUGCCUCUCAUAGUGCAUGUGCAGCGUUCUGGACAGCCACUGCCCCUCGGCCUGCAGCAGGCACUGCGGUACCUGAGGAGCCAGUGUCUUGACCAGGUGGGUCUCUUUCGUAAAUCAGGGGUGAAGUCUCGAAUUCAAGCUCUCAGACAGAUGAAUGAGAAUUCUCCAGACAAUGUGAACUAUGAGGAUCAGUCUGCCUACGAUGUGGCUGACAUGGUGAAGCAGUUCUUCAGGGAUCUACCUGAGCCUCUGCUCACCAGCAAGCUGGGGGAGACCUUCCUCCAUAUCUACCAAUAUGUGCCGAAGGACCAAAGGUUGCAAGCUGUCCAGGCAGCCAUCAUGUUGAUGUCAGAUGAAAACCGAGAGGUCCUGCAGACACUGCUCUGUUUCCUCAGCGAUGUCACUUCCUCUGUGGAGGAGAACCAGAUGACACCCAUGAACAUUGCUGUGUGUCUGGCCCCCUCCCUCUUUCAUCUCAACAUACUCAAGAAAGACAAUCUCUCACCAAGGGCCAUGCAGAAGAAGUAUGCCACUGGCAGACCAGACCAGAAGGAUCUGAAUGAAAACUUAGCAGCAACACAGGGCCUCGCUCAUAUGAUCAUAGAAUGCAACCGUCUCUUUGAGAUCCCCCAUGAGAUGGUUACUCAGUCGCGUAAUUCAUACGUGGAGGCUGACUUGCAUGCACCAACAAUUGAUGAGCUGUGCAAGCAGCUGGAGAAUCGUGAUGGAACGUACCAAACUCAUAUGGAGGGAAGACUUCAGAACCAGCUCAAAGAGGCCCGGGAAAAGUCCAAAUACUGGGUCUCCUGCAGCAGCUCUGAUAACACAGAGCUCUACUAUAAGAAGGUGGGAGAUGGGAACCCUUUGAGACGCUGGCGAGUGUCUGUGGAGGUAGAAGCACCACCAUCUGUAGUGCUGAAUCGUGUGCUGCGAGAGCGCCACCUGUGGGAUGUGGACCUGCUGCAGUGGAAAGUGUGUGAGACACUGGACAAGCAGACAGAGGUGUUUCAGUAUGUCCUCAAUCGCAUGCCCCCUCAUCCCAGCAGGGACUUUGUAGUACUCAGGUCAUGGAGGACAGACUUGCCCAAAGGUGCCUGCUCCCUGGUUUCUGUGUCGAUAGAGCAUGAGGAUUGUCCUCCUGUUGGAGGGGUACGGGCUAUAGUCCUGGAGUCCAACUACCUGCUAGAGCCCUGCGGCUCAGGAAAGUCCAGACUAACUCACAUCUGCAGAGUGGACUUGAAGGGAAGGACUCCAGACUGGUACAACAAAGCCUUUGGUCACCUUUGUGCCGCAGAAGCUGCAAGGAUCCGCAACUCCUUUCAGCCGCUAAUCACAGACGGCCCAGAGACCAAAAUCUGAAAUUCUUUGCCCAGUGUGUCUGCUCAGCCUUGAGAUCAAGAUUGAGCCUUUGAGUCAUUGCUAACAGGCAGAUACAAAGCAUAGACAAGGCCCCAGAACUAAAGCACAGUUUGUUACGUUUGUUUUUCUAGAGUAUAAAGGCUCUGAAAUUGAUUUUGAGCUCCUCUGUACUUGCACAAUGACAAAAGAGGACAUCUUAUAGGUGCUAAGCAUAAUUACUCAAUGGGAAAUUAAUCAUCCUGCCAAUGUCCUUAGCAUUAGGAUUUUAUUUACCUUGAUGUUGCUUAACUUGUAUAUUGUAUGAUAAUUAUUAUCUUUAAUAAUAUUGGAUUACUGUUACUUUAAUCUACAAUGUCUAGGACAUUCAAGCUCUUAAACGCUUCUGGGAAGCAUGUAUAUGUUAUUCAUUUCAGAUCAUUUUAAGCUAUAGUUAUUAUGAUGUAGACUCAAGUGUCUGUAUAUAUAUAUAUAUAUAUAUAUAUAUAUAUAUAUGUGUGUGUGAAUAUACUGUACAUGCAAGCAAAAUGUUUAUAUUGUAUAUAUGUGAAGGGAUAAAUAGUUCAUAUGUUAAUAUCCUAUAUAUUGAUUAUUUCACUGUGUCAACCUUCCUGUAGUACACAUGGUACACAAUUGUAAGCUGGUUUUACUUUGCUUCAGUAUUGCCAUUUUGGAAUGAGUGUAAUUUUAUUGAACUUUGACCUCCCAUGGUUGUGAAAAGAAUGACUUAAGGUUUGACUUGUUCAUACCUGCUUAAGGGUACUGGAUUGUGCAGUCAAGUACAAAAGACAUCAUUUUUUAAUAAAACUAUCAAAAUGA